Molecule: messenger RNA, 1376 nt
Organism: Synchiropus splendidus (mandarinfish)
Lineage: Eukaryota; Metazoa; Chordata; Actinopteri; Syngnathiformes; Callionymidae
Gene: gfi1aa
Product: growth factor independent 1A transcription repressor a
Exons: 6
Coding region: 66-1190 (374 amino acids)
Biological process (GO): regulation of transcription by RNA polymerase II
Cellular component (GO): nucleus
Molecular function (GO): DNA-binding transcription factor activity, RNA polymerase II-specific; RNA polymerase II cis-regulatory region sequence-specific DNA binding
Source: RefSeq, a predicted model, not a curated record
AGCCCGUAGUAACAGCAUCUCAACUGAAGAGCAACAGUCCAGAAGCGACAGAGCAGAGGGGGAACAUGCCGAGGUCCUUCCUGGUCAAGAGUAAACGGGCCCACAGCUACCACCAGCCCCGGCUUCUGGACCAGGACUGCCGCGGUCUGGACGUGAUUCUGGCCCAUGUCAGCGCAGAGAACAAGUCGCGAGUGGAGUUCAAGCAGGACCCGCAGGAGGACUUCCUGGCCCCCGGGUCCGGGCUGCUGUCUCCGGGCUCGCUGUCCUCCGGGUCACCUGCCAGCUGCGCGGACAGUGAGCGGCCGUCCGACUGUGAUUUCUGGCGACCGCCUUCCCCGUCCUCAUCCCCAGAUUCGGACAGUCCAGCCGCAGAGGAGGACGAAACCCACUUCAACCUCCCGCUCUUUUCCUACCCGUGGAAAUACUCCGGUUCCGAGCUGAGGCAUCUGGUCCAGCACGCUGAGUACCGACACCAGAACCACCACCUCGCUGGCCCCAGAGAACCUCGAGCCCGCAUCGGCCUCUACGGACGCGACAAUGGCACCGAACCUCUUUACGCCGGCUCGGUGGACCGCCGGUUUUUCCGGGAUUGUUCUCCCACUCCAGGCCAGAUGUGCAGGAUUCGGGAUCCGAACCACGAGAUCAAGACCGAGGACGAGUUCCUCUGCGAGUCCAGUGGCUCGUACAAGUGUAUCAAGUGUUACAAGGUGUUUUCCACUCCCCACGGCCUGGAGGUUCAUGUCCGGAGGUCCCACAGUGGGACGCGGCCUUUCGAGUGUGGAAUCUGCGGGAAAACCUUCGGACACGCCGUCAGCUUGGAUCAGCACCGGGCGGUCCACUCUCAGGAGCGGAGCUUCAGCUGCAAAAUCUGCGGCAAAAGCUUCAAGCGCUCGUCCACUCUGUCCACUCACCUGCUAAUCCACUCGGACACGCGGCCUUAUCCCUGCCAGUACUGCGGGAAGAGAUUCCACCAGAAGUCCGACAUGAAGAAGCACACCUUCAUCCACACAGGGGAGAAGCCGCACAAGUGCCAGGUGUGUGGAAAAGCCUUCAGUCAGAGCUCCAACCUCAUCACACACAGCAGGAAACACACCGGCUUCAAGCCGUUCGGCUGCGACCUCUGUGGGAAGGGCUUCCAGAGGAAAGUGGACCUGAGGAGACAUAAGGAGACGCAGCACGGACUCAAAUGAGCUUUCAAUUCAAACUGCACUUUCUCUUCACGAUGCCUGUUCCCCGUGUAUGAAGGGAUGUUUCCUGCUAACUAGCUGUGUUUUUAUAUUAUUAAGCCUUCCAUUUGCAGGAGAACUGAAUUGUCUGAUCAAACCUGUAAUUUAACAUGAAUUUAUAAGCAGUAUUUUAUUUAAGUUGUAUUUAUU